AUGAGUCUGGACCUGGAGAAGGAUGGGUCUGAACUACACUAUGUCAAGGGUUUUCCCUCACUGGCCCAAUUCAUCGCAAAUGACUAUGACCACACUACAUUUAUUUUUAAACGCUUUGACCAACUGUCAGCCCGGAAUCUCCUUUAUCUCCAAAGCGAGCUUGCGGACCUUCAAGCGCUCCAAGACAAAUACGAUCGAGAGGAUAUUAAGACCUCAUGGGAGGCAAAGGAAGGUCGGCGAGACUGGGAAAAAUUCAAGAGCAGGGCAGAUCUCACCAAUGGAGAAUUUCCGGAAGAUCAAAAGCGAAUGGAACUAGCACUCAAUAUUAGAAAGACGCUGAAGGAGUAUAAGAAGGCCAUCUUAUUGGAUUCAGCCCUUCUCUCACUGCCGAGACCAUCGAAACGAACAUACGAAGCACUCAAAAAUCACUCUCACAUCCAAAAUUUGUGUGAUGAAAAUUCUAGUCGCGUACCAAUUUUGCAGGGAAACAGUGAAACUAUCUACGAUGACCACGACGACUUGUUGUCGCUGGUUCGUCCUCCAGGGGAGGAUCGAAUCUCAUCUUUCCUGCGAGACCACUGCUCAGUGCUCUUUAUGGACAGGAAACGGAAAAGAAGAGGGAACAGUCCAAUAGCCUAUCUCUCUUCCAAUCGGAUCACAGCCAUUGCGACUAUUCUUAACAUCGUUCUUGCUGCUGCGAUGUUGUUCGGUUCAAUUUUCAAUCUAUACUACGUGAAAGGCCCGAAUAAAAGGCUAUCAAUUCUAGCUGCUUAUACUGUAGUGUUUUCACUGUUCGUUGGACUUCUGACGAAUGCUCGUCGUGCAGAAGUAUUUGCUGCGUCUGCUGCUUAUGCAGCUGUUUUGGUUGUCUUUGUGAGUGGGGAUUUAUCGAGCUGA
Molecule: messenger RNA, 897 nt
Organism: Penicillium waksmanii
Lineage: Eukaryota; Fungi; Ascomycota; Eurotiomycetes; Eurotiales; Aspergillaceae
Exons: 1
Coding region: 1-897 (298 amino acids)
Source: RefSeq, a predicted model, not a curated record